GGGGGCGCGUGGGGCUGAUGGCGGCCAUCGGAGUGCAUCUGGGCGCUACCUGUGCCUGCGCCGCCGUCUAUAAGGACGGUCGCGCCGACGUGGUGGCCAACGAUGCCGGGGACAGGGUAACUCCUGCGGUCGUCGCGUUCUCGGAAAGCGAGGAGGUUGUCGGCUUAGCUGCAAAGCAAAGUAGGAUCAGAAAUAUUUCAAACACUGUAGUGAAAGUAAAGCAGAUCCUCGGGCGGAGCUCUGGUGACCCACAGGCAGAGAAAUACAUUGCAGAAAGCAAAUGUUCAAUAAUUGAGAAGAAUGGAAAACUUCAGUAUGAAAUAGAUAAUAAAUUUAUUAACCCAGAAGAUGUGGCAAAACUCAUUUUCAGUAAAAUGAAAGAAACUGCUCAGUCUGCAUUGGGUUCAGAUGUAAAUGACGUUGUUAUCACUGUCCCAUUUGAUUUUGGAGAGAAUCAGAAAAAUGCCCUUGGGGAAGCAGCUGCAGCUGCUGGAUUUAAUGUUAUGAGAUUAAUUCAUGAACCGUCUGCAGCUCUCCUGGCUUAUGGAAUUGGCCAAGAUUCACCCACUGGGAAAAGCAAUGUGCUGGUUUAUAAGCUUGGUGGAACAUCGCUUUCUAUCACAGUCAUAGAAGUAAACAGUGGAAUAUAUCGUGUGCUUGCUACAAACACAGACGAUAGCAUCGGUGGAGUUUGCUUCACAGAAGCUCUAGCGCAACACUUAGCCUCUGAAUUCCAGAGGUCUUGUAAACAUGAUAUCAGAGGAAAUCCCAGAGCCAUGAUGAAGUUAAUGAACAGCGCUGAUGUUGCAAAGCACUCAUUAUCAACCCUGGGAAGUGCAAACUGUUUUGUAGACUCAUUGUAUGAUGGAUUGGAUUUUGACUGUAAUGUGUCCAGAGCCAGGUUUGAACUUAUCUGUUCUUCACUUUUUAGUAAAUGUGUAGAAGCAAUUAAAAAGCUCUUGCAGCAAGUUGGAUUUACAGCAGAUGAUAUUAAUAAGGUAGUUCUUUGUGGUGGGUCUGCUCGAAUCCCGAAGCUACAGCAGCUGAUCAAAGACAUUUUCCCCACUGUGGAACUACUGAACUCAAUUCCUCCAGAUGAAGUUAUUCCCAUUGGUGCAGCCAUAGAAGCAGGAAUUCUGCUAGGGAAAGAGAAUCCUGUGUUAGAAGAAGAAGCACUCUUUAUCGAAUGUUCCGCCAAAGAUAUUCUUCUUAAGGGAGUAGACGAGUCAGGGGCUGACAAAUUCACAGUGCUAUUUCCAUCAGGGACACCAUUACCAGCUCGAAGACAGCACACCCUGCAUGCUCCUGGAAACACAUCUUCUGUAUGCCUUGAACUGUACGAGUCAUUGGGGAACAGUCCCAUGAAUGAAGAAGAUAAAUUUGCACAGAUUGUACUCCAGGAUUUAGAUAAAAAGGAGGAUGGCCUACAUGAUAUACUGACUGUACUCACUAUGAAAAGGGAUGGGUCCUUGCAUGUUACCUGCACAGAUCAAGAUACUGGAAAGUGUGAAAUCAUCACUGUGGAAGUGGCAUCAUAGUCCUUUUGAAAGGCAACAUUUUUCUAAGCUGAUUUUUUUCUCUUGUUGGCAGAAAAGUCAAAGUGGUGACUCUGAGAUGUCUUUAAUGAUUCUUAGAGGACUGUAAUAAACUGAUGUAAAAUGUUAAUUUGCCACCAAGUCUGUUUGGAGUGGAAAGCAUGGUGCGAAAUGUUAAUCAAGACAUGCAGACAGCAGAGCAUUGAAUUAUCAGCACCUGAUAUAAAAAAUGCAAAGGGCAAAUCCUCAUGCCUGUAGUUCAACAGCAAGCAUGUCACACAGUAUAAAGAUUUUUCCUUGGACUAAUAGGUCAUGUAGUCCUUCAACCACUAUAUUUGUGGCUUCAACAGUGUAGCAUUGAACAAGCAAGAGCUAGGCUGGUGAAAAUCCACUCUCUAAUAACUGUACCAAACUGUACUGAAAUCCUGCCUGGUCUUGAUGUUGCCUGAAACUGUGGAGGUGAUGCCCAUUUGCGCUGGCCUCUUGGGCAGGAUGGUCUUUUUUUCUGGGGUCACUGUAAGAUGGUUUUGUGGUGUUACCUGAAAAAUGUGUAUAAGGAUUAUACGUGCUUAUUUAUGUCAUUAAUAAAAUACGGGGGUUUUUAUGCAGAUCCUGGUUCUUCCAUUCUGUGUAGCACUGCUCUAAUUUGUAUGUCAUUACAGAUUUGUUUGGAUAUUACCUGGCAGCUUUUUCUGUUUUAUGUAGGGGAGUAAUAAGACACAGCGGGCAGGUGUGGUUACAGGAUUUAAUGUGCACUUAAAGGGCAGCAGCUCAGCCCCGAGGGCCAGAUGUUGCGUUGUAAAACAUUCACAGUGACGCCUCAAAAUUAGAGACGGAAACUACAGCAUGGGCUGCCUGUCUGGAUUUGCAGAGACCUGUGUUCAAUGAACUGUUUUUCUAUAGGCU
Molecule: messenger RNA, 2441 nt
Organism: Phalacrocorax carbo (great cormorant)
Lineage: Eukaryota; Metazoa; Chordata; Aves; Suliformes; Phalacrocoracidae
Source: RefSeq, a predicted model, not a curated record